Sycon ciliatum is the source of this 3703-nucleotide messenger RNA. RefSeq lists its product as uncharacterized. Gene Ontology annotation, molecular function: nucleotide binding; nucleic acid binding. Lineage: Eukaryota; Metazoa; Porifera; Calcarea; Leucosolenida; Sycettidae. The transcript has 7 exons. Bases 1 to 3516 code for a protein of 1171 amino acids. The record is from RefSeq and is a predicted model, not a curated record.
AUGGAACCCAUUCGGAAGAAACCUCGUCAGUCUUUUGAUGUAGUGAGAUCAUCUGAUCUGUUGCAAUUCUUUAGUUAUUGUCCUGAUCAAGAGUUUGCAGAUGUACUAAAGUUUUUCUCUCAUGUUCUACCGUCGCUGGAGCUGCUUCUUGAAGAGAAUAUUGAGCAAUGGGGUCAGUACAAGUGUUCUUUGAUAGUUCAGGUGGUGAUGCAGAAGCUGAAUCCUGCUACAGGACAAAUGGUUUCCAACACAUUCUUCUUCCGAUCGAGUACAACGCUGGUGCUCAACACCAUGGAGCUGAGGGACCUUCUCAGUAGGAUGAUUGCUCAGAUCAACGCUCGUCUUGAUGAUUUCGUUCGUCAUGGAUCAGGUUGGGUAGUUGAACGGAUUUCCUGUUUACACAUCGAAAUGUCACGCUACUGUGUACUUGGAGGAAGUUCGUACAUCCCCUUGCCACCGGAGUUGAAGUCGAAGAAGGCCAUUGUUAACGUGCAGAACACUGACAACAAGUGUUUACUAUGGUCAAUACUGGCUGCUAAAUUUUCGGCAGACAAGUCUCAUCCAUGUCGUCAAUCGUCGUACGCAGAACAUGCGGAUACUGUGGAUGUGAGCGGCAUCGAGUUUCCAGCAAAACUGGAAGACAUACCAGUCAUCGAAAGACUGAACGACGGUCUUUACAUCAACGUCUUCGGAUAUGAAGAGAAAGUCAUAUAUCCGUUAAGAAUUUCUCAGCAUCCGCAGUCCGCCAUCAAUGUAUUGCUCAUCCAAGACGAACGCAAUGACGUGGAGGUGCAGCACUGGGUGUGGAUAAAAUCAUUCAGUCGUCUUGUUGCUACUGGAGCACGUCGAGCACAUUUCGUCUGCUUCAGAUGUCUCUCAACACACGUCACGGAGAAGGCAUUGAAUAAUCAUAUGAUGUACUGCAGUGAACAUCCUGAAGCCACGGUGAAGAUGCCAAAGGCUGACGAUAGAGUGAUGUUCAGGAAUGUGAACAAGCAGCUUCAAGCCCCAUUUGUGAUCUAUGCCGAUUGUGAGGCCUUCAUAGAACCUCUAUCCGCUGACAAGAAAAUCGGUCAUUCGACAUUCCAAAAGAACAAGCAUGUAGCCUGUUCCUGUUCGUACAUUGUAGUACGAUCUGAUGGCGUCGUCACGAACCGUUUCUUCUACCGUGGAGAAGAUUCUAUGUUCUGUUUUCUGCUGUCACUUGAGCAAGAGGAGGAGACUAUCCGUGAUGAGCUUCUAGCAUGUAAUGCUGGUCAAAUGAUCAUUUCAGAAAGUCAGCAACGUGAAUUUGAAACGGUAGUCUCCUGUUGGAUCUGUGGUGAAGCGUUGGGUAGCGAUCGUGUACGUGACCACUGUCACAUCACCGGUGCUUACCGUGGUGCAGCACACAACCAUUGUAACCUGAACAUGCGGAUUGAGCCGUUCAAGAUCAAGAUUCCUGUGAUCUUUCAUAACUUGAAGGGAUACGAUUCUCAUCACAUCAUAUCUGCCAUUGGGAGAACGUCCAUUGAUGAGAUUACGUAUGUGAACGAGAAAGGACAAGAACGGACCAAGCGUCUCGGUGCUAUCAAAGUGAUUCCCAUCAACAGUGAAAAAUAUGUCACAUUCGGAUGGAGACAGUUCCAGUUCAUCGACAGCCUGGCAUUCUUGAACACCUCCCUAGACCGGUUGGUUUCGGCCACACCACCAGAUGCAUUCGCCCUUCUAUCCGCACGAUUUCCAGACGAGGAUGAGCGCAAACUGUUGACACGAAAGGGUGUCUACCCGUAUGAAUAUAUGGGGUCGUACGACCAAUUCGAAGAAACGCGUCUACCACCCAAGGAUGCAUUCCACUCAACGCUAACGAACACGGGUAUCAGUGAUGAAGACUAUGCCUAUGCACAAACAGUAUGGACUGCGUUUGACUGUGAAGAUCUAGGAGACUAUCACGACCUCUACCUGGAGACUGAUGUGCUGCUGUUGGCUGACGUUUUCGAAAACUUCAGAAGAACUGCUCACGCAACCUAUGGAUUGGAUCCCGCUAAUUACCUCACCUUACCGGGAUUUGCCUGGGAUUCGCUGCUGAAAAUGACGAAGGUGUCCCUUCAUCUCAUUUCCGACAUUGACAUGUUCAACUUCAUUGAGCAUGGCAAAAGAGGUGGCAUAAGCAUGGUGUCCGCUAGACACGCCACCGCCAACAACAGAUAUCUAUCGGAAUACAAUCCAGACGAGCCGUCAAGCUUCAUCCAAUAUUUAGAUGCGAACAAUCUAUAUGGAUGGGCCAUGUCUCAACCCUUGCCCGUGUCGGACUUCUGCUUUGAAGCAGUGACGGAUGAUCUUCUGGAGACGGUACUCGAUCAUCCAAUGAACUCUUCGACGGGAUACAUGGUGGAGUGCGAUUUAAGGAUUCCAGAUGGUGUGCAUGACAUGAUGAAUGACUAUCCGUUGGCUCCUGAGCAGAUGAAGGUGACACGAGAUAUGCUUUCUCCAUAUCAGACCCACAUGGCAGAGAAACUAAUGGUGAGCGGUUUGGAAGCGAAGAAACUGGUGUCAAAUCUACUACCGAAAGAGCACUAUGUUCUGCACUACAGAAACUUGCAGCAGUAUGUGUCCUUGGGUGUGGAGAUUACAGAUGUGCAUCGUGUGCUCUCCUUCACACAACAUCCAUGGAUGAAGCCAUACAUCGACACUAAUACUGACCUGAGAAAGCUAUCAACUUCUGAUUUCGAGAAAGACUUCUAUAAGUUGAUGAACAAUGCUGUAUAUGGCAAGACCAUGGAAAACGUUCGAAACAGAGUAAACAUCAAGCUCAUUCGUGAACAGGAUGAAAAACCACGUCUCCAGAAAAGCAUCAACAAACCUUCGUACAUCCGCAGUGUAGCCUUUGAGAACGAUCUGAUAGCAAUCGAGUUUGCCAGGACAAAGGUGACUCUCAAUAAACCCAUUUAUGUGGGUACAGCCAUCCUCGAUCUGUCGAAGCACUUGAUGUAUUCCUUUUACUAUGAAGUUCUCCUACCCCGCUAUGGACAAAAUGUACGUUUGCUCUACACUGAUACUGAUAGUCUGAUCGUACAUAUUCAAACGGAUGAUCUGUACACCGAUAUGUCAAACAACAUAACAGCCUAUGACACAUCCAACUAUUCACCAUCCCACCACCUGUACAGCACGGUCAACAAGAAGGUGGUAGGGAAGUUCAAGGACGAACUAGGUGGCAAACCCAUCAAGGAGUUCAUUGGUUUGCGGAGCAAGAUGUACGCAUACCGCUGUGAAGACAACGACGACAAUGGCAAGCGUGCCAAAGGUGUGCAGAGAAGCGUGUUGAAAAACACCAUAACCGUCGAUGAUUAUCGAACAUGUCUCGUCGAGGAGUCUCAGCUGAAGAGAACAAUGAAUGUUCUUCGAAGUCGACGACAUUGCAUUCACGGAGAGGAGCUACGCAAGAUUGCCCUCAGUGGAUUCGACAGUAAGCGUUACAUUCUGGAGGAUGGUAUCAACACCCUGGCAUUCGGACACAAGGAUAUUCCAAAGCACUGAGGGAUUUCCACACAUACUAGAGCAUAUGUCAUAUCUUCUCAUGAAAUACAUUGUAAAUACUAUGCGAUUCAUAAUAUUCACGUUAAUCCAAAGCAUGAGCUACAUUGUACAUAUGAAAUGCUAAUACUUUUUGAGAUCAUUCACAUCCUUCUUUGUUAACCAGGUAUGGAAUUUUUCGUCUUGAUAA